Molecule: messenger RNA, 1601 nt
Organism: Tripterygium wilfordii
Lineage: Eukaryota; Viridiplantae; Streptophyta; Magnoliopsida; Celastrales; Celastraceae
Product: SH3 domain-containing protein 1-like
Exons: 10
Coding region: 265-1404 (379 amino acids)
Molecular function (GO): protein binding
Source: RefSeq, a predicted model, not a curated record
CCUUUCCUUUCCUUUCCGCAGUUACUCUCUCUAGUCUCCAAUACACACAGUCAGAGUCACUCCUUUUUGGGUUGUCUUUACCCGUCAGGUGGAAAACAGGGAGACUAGAAUAGGAAAGAUCUAGCCUUUUUAGGUGUUGCAGGCGUAAUCCUCGUCCUCUUCAACGGAGACCAAAGUUGCUAUCUUUGGCCACUGAAUUCAAGUGUCCCAACGAUUGAAGCCUCAGACCAAAAUAGGGGUAUCAGAGGAUAAUACACUCAAUAGAUGGAGGCCAUAAGGAAGCAAGCAAGCAGAUUUAGAGAACAGGUUGCCAAGCAACAGCAAGCACUAUUGAAACAUCUUGGACAUUUUAGUAGUGAAGCCUCUGCAGUUGAUGAAGCUGAACUUCAGUGCCACCAACAGCUUCAAACUCUAUACAAUUCCACAAGAGCAGCUAAGCAUUUUCAGAGGAAUAUUGUUCGUGGUAUUGAAGGCUACAUUUCUAUAAGUGCAAAAAAAAUGGAUAUAGCAAGGAAGUUGGCUGAAGAUUGUUGCAAAUAUGGAGCCGAGAACCUAAACAGUGAUAACUGCAUUGCAAGAACUACACUUGACUUCGGUACCUCGCAUGGUUUGAUGGAAAAUGAGAGGGAAACUUUACUCGGGAUCCUAAGAGAUCAGGUUUCUGAGCCACUACGGGCAUUAAUAACAGGAGCUCCUCUGGAGGAUGCUCGACAUUUAGUCCAUCGUUAUGAUAGACUCCGCCAAGAGGUUGAAGCACAGGCAGCGGAGGUGUUGAGGCGCCGGUCAAAGACUAAGGAAUCAGAUGUAACUCCAGAGAGCUGCCUGAAGCUUCGAAAUGCUGAAGAAAGGUUGACUGAGCUUAAAUCUACCAUGAAAGCACUUGGAAGAGAAACAACUGAUGCCAUGUUGUCUGUUGAAGAUCAGCAGCAGCAGACAACUUUUGAGCGUCUUUUUGCUAUGGUAGAUGCUGAGAGAUCUUAUCAUCAACAUGUUCUGACUUUGUUAGAUAAGCUAUAUGAUGAGAUGAGCCUGGAGGAGCAAAGCAUACAGUCCUCAUCAGUGUUAGUGUCUGCACAAAAAGAUGUGAAUACCCCAACUGCACAUCAGGAUGUAAUUUCAAAUGAACCUGAUGAUCCAGCACAUAUUAAUCAACCUGAUGAGCCGGCACAUAUUAAUCAACCUAGUACUUAUUUUAUUGCAAAAGUUGUACACCCGUUCGAUGCUCAGACAGAAGGGGAGUUAAGUCUUUCAGUGGAUGAUUAUGUUGUGGUUCGACAGGUGGCUGCUACUGGAUGGUCCGAAGGAGAAUUCAAGGGCAACGCUGGAUGGUUUCCCUCUGCUUAUGUAGUGAGGCAGGAUAUAGCGCCGGCAAGGAAGCUCGUGGAUGAAAGCUCAUCACCAUGAACUGGAAAUUUAGCUUGGUGAUCUAAUGCAUAGUUGUACAAGACUCAUAGUGCCCAACUGUAUAUGUAGUUCCUUGCCGUAUACCAAUUGGCAUGCCUUCAGCUAGUGUAAAUUCCUUUUUGAGCAGUAAAUUGUGAGUUGUUUAUGAAUAUUAAUUUUCCUUAUACAUAUUCUAUGAUUAAUGUGGUGUUCACUUU